Molecule: messenger RNA, 4818 nt
Organism: Volvox carteri f. nagariensis
Lineage: Eukaryota; Viridiplantae; Chlorophyta; Chlorophyceae; Chlamydomonadales; Volvocaceae
Exons: 12
Coding region: 1-4353 (1450 amino acids)
Biological process (GO): resolution of meiotic recombination intermediates; nucleotide-excision repair involved in interstrand cross-link repair; double-strand break repair via homologous recombination
Cellular component (GO): nucleotide-excision repair factor 1 complex
Molecular function (GO): single-stranded DNA endonuclease activity; single-stranded DNA binding; damaged DNA binding
Source: RefSeq, a predicted model, not a curated record
AUGGAGCAAGUUGAGGCAACCGCGUUGUCGUCGCUAAUGCUCCUGCCCUACGAGAGGCAUCUCAUAGAAGAGGCCAUUCAACAUGCACGCGUUGCUGGCGCACCACACCUAAACCCAUCCAGCGACCCAAAAGACCAUCCUGCGCAACAACAGCAACAACAACAACAACCUGGCACCACGCCCUUUCCCGCCACAUCGCUAUCCCUUUCCGUAACGCCUGCCAAUGCUGCCCCCUCAACCAGCAAACGCACCGACGCAACACCCCUACCCUUGAGCGCUCAUACAAGUAUCCAUUGCGGCAGCGGCAGCGGCAUCGACGGCGAUGGACACCCCGGCUGCGUCCUCGUCCUUGGCGCCGGGCCCCGGCAGCGAGCCCUCAUUACUGCUGAGCUCGCCCGCCACGACCCCUCCCUGGAGGCCCCCGUGGACAUCACCAAUGAAAUUCCUGCUGCAGAGCGUGUACAGCUGUACAGGGCCCUCCCUGGAGGUCGACCCCUCUUCAUCACCCCCCGAAUUCUGGUGGUGGACCUGCUGGCUCGCAGACUGAGGCCGUGGGAGGUUGGGGGACUGCUCAUACUCAACGCUCACCGCGCAAGUGACACCAGUGGCGAGGGCUUUGCAGUGGCGCUGCUCAAAGCUGAGGGGGACGCAGCCGCGCGGACGGGGCCGGCCAGGGGUGGCAGCGGAGGAGGGUGUUGGGUUUAUGCCCUGUCUGAUGCACCUGGUGCGUUCAACCGUGGAUUCAAUCGCGUGGAGCAUGUGAUGAAGGCGCUGAGGCUGAAACGGCUGCAUCUGUGGCCUAGGUUCCAGGAGCAUGUACGGCAGUGCUUGGACAAUCACAAGCCCGUGGUGUUUGAGUGGGACCAGGAGCUCAGCGGCCCCAUGGUGCUCAUCCAGGCCGCCCUGGUGGAGGUGCUGGAGGGCCUCAUCCGGGAGCUGAGGAGGACCAACAACAAACUGGACAUGACUGAGCUGGUGCUGGAGAACGGUGUGUUGCGCGCCUUCGACGAAAUCGUACGUCGACAGUUGGACCCCAUCUGGCACACCGUCAGCUACAAGACCCGGAGAAUAUGCACCGACCUGCGCACCCUGCGGGAGUUAUCCGCCCUGCUGCUGUCCGCCGACUGCGUGACCUUCCUGGCGCACCUGGAGGGACUCAGGCAGAGCGAGGGGGUGCGCUGCAUGUGGCUGUUCCAUGAUGCAACACACGCCAUUUACGAGCAGGCCCGCCGCCGUGUCUACAUCUACCGCCAGCAGCAGCAGCAGCAGCAAGGUCAUCAGAGCGCCUCCGGAUCCAGACCCGGAACCGGCACCCGGGCGGCUAGGGCCACCUCAGGAGGUGUGGCGGCGGGGGGGAGCAGCGCCUCAGCCGGUGCCGGUGCCGGUGCCGGUGGCGGUGGCAGCGGGUGUCACUCCGAGGUGGAGGCUAUCCUGGAGGAGCCGCCCAAGUGGGGGUUGCUGGGGGAGGUGCUGGGGGAGGUGCAGAGGCAGCGCCGGCAGCUGAGGGCCCUAGCGGGUGUGGAGGACCUGUCCACACUGGCUCGGACACUGACCCGGGAGCUGCGGGCGGGCGCACAGGAACACAAAUCAACACCACAACCACCCCGCACCGACAACACGGGCACAGCCCGGCCAGCACCGGCACCGGCACCGGCAGCGGCAGGGGGAACUGGGUCAGGGUUCAGGGCGGCUACCGGGACUCAGAAGCCGCGAAUCUCGCCGUCGUCCGGUCCUCGCCAAGGUCAGGGUUCUGAGUCGGGAGCAGUCGCGACCCGUGGGUCAGGUGGGCCGCAGACGGCAGCGGCGGUAACGGUUGCAACGGAAGCUGAAGCCUCACCCGACCCGGAGCUUCAGGUUGAGGUGGUGGACCUGGCGGCUUCCAGUGAUGCGAGCGAGGAUGGGGACCAGGACCAGGACGAGCAUGAUGACCUGGGGGACGAGCAGGGGGAGCAGGGACACAGGGCCGGAAGGAGGGCUACAGCCACGGCAGCAGCGCCCGCUGUAGCAGACCGCCGGCCUCAACCACCUCCCGUUGUUGGUGGUUCCGGAGCUGGGGGCUGUGGAGGUACCCCCACCGCCCAGUCCCUACGUGCGUUGCUCGAGGAUCUGGGUCUGCUGGGGGGCGGGGAAGGGGGAGGAGGAGGAGGGAUGACAUCAGCGGGCGGCAGAGGCAGCGGCCCGGCGGAACAGCGGUCCGAUGCGGCGGGCGGCAGCGGGGUCAGUGGCAGUGGGGUUGUGGAGGUGACCGCUGGCGACCUGCGUGUGCUCGCGGAGGCGGGUCGGGGGCCCGUGCUGGUGGUGGUCAGGGAGCUGCACUCGACCAGGUUGCUGGAGAGGGUGGUGCGGGAAGGCGGCCGUCCAGUCAUGCAGCAGUUGUACGAGUCGUACCUUCUAAGCAAGUUGAAGCCGACGGAAAGAGGACGUCGCGGCAGCGAUGCAGCUGCCGGGGGCGGGGACGGCGGUGCAGCCGCACCUGGCGGCAGCCGCGGCUCCGGGCGCGGCCGUGGUGGCGGCGGCGGCUGGAAGCGGUACCGUGGCGGCGGUGAUGGUGACGAGUGCAGUCACGGCCCGGUGUUGCGGCCGGGGGAGCAUCAGGCCCUUUUGGCAGAGGCCCACCGUGUGGGGGUGGCGCGGGGGGAGCCGGCGGCGCAGGUCCGGGGGCGGGGGCCGGGUCGGGCAGCAAAGAGGGCCAGGCUCGCGGGGGGAGAUGGCGGCGGCACCGGCACCAGCGCCGCAACGGUCCCAGCAGCGGAUGCGUCCGGGCGUCAGAGCCGGGGGCCCAGGGGCCGGCGGGGUGGCAGUAGCGGUGGCAGCAGGCGGCAGCGCAAGCCGGAUGAUUCACCGGUGCGGGUGGCAGCAGCGGCAGCAGCAGAUUCCGAACAGGAGGAGCAGCUGGAGAUGGAGGUGGCGGUGCUGGAAGGGGAGAAGGAUGAGGGGGGAGCUGCAGCAGGCAGCAAUGUGGGGGAUAGAGCGAGUGAUGACGACUGGUCGGACUUUCAAGGUGAUGAGGGGGUGUACGGCAAGCCGCCACAGAGUCGUGCGGCGGCGGCGUCUUAUCGAGGUCGGGGUACGGCAGGGCAGGGGCGCCGAAACGGCGGCAGCAGCAGGGCAAUAGGCCGCCAGGGCCGUGGACGCAGUACAGCUGCUGCUACUGCGGCGGAGGCUGGGGAAAGUGUCACUGGUGACAAGGUCACCGCCCGAGGGAAGGUGGCUGCUACUGCUGCUGCUAUUGCGGCGGCGCCGCAGCCGUCAACAGCCCCUUCGGCCACGGCUGUAGCUGCUACAGCGGGAUGUAGUGAUGAUGGCGCUGUAGCAGGUGGUGGCCAUGGAAUGUCCUCUCCUGCAGCUACUGCUAGUGAUACUGCUUCACAGGCAUUGCUCCAGGAUGUUCACUUUGUAAGUUUGGACGGCCAUGACGAGUUCGUGCUGUGGCGGCUGCGCCCCUCCUUCAUCAUCAUGUACGAACCAGACCUGGCCUUCCUGCGGCAGCGAGGGGGAGGGAGCAGCAACGGAGCUCGCGGGGGUGGGGGUGGCGCUCUGAGCGCAGACCUGUGGCUGGACGUGUACAGCGCCAAUGCACUCACCCGGUCUGCGGGGGGCCGCAUGGCGGGACAGGGGGGCGGCGGUGUGGGUGGUCUCGGAGCGAGCGGGGGAGGGGCGGGGAGGCGCCUGGUGGUGGACGUCCGGGAGUUCAUGAGCAGCCUGCCAGCGGUGCUGUACCAGAAGGGCUUUGAGCUGCUUCCCUUGACUCUGGAGGUGGGGGACUACGUGUUGAGUCCGCAGCUGGUGGUGGAGCGGAAGAGCCUGCCCGACCUGCACGCCAGCCUGGCCAGUGGCAGGUUGUACAACCAGGUGGCGGCGAUGUGCCGCCACUAUCCCCGGCCCCUGCUGCUCAUUGAGUUCGAUGCGGACCGGCAGUUCGGGUUGCAGAGCCCCUCCGAGCUGGGGGACGACAUCGACCCGCGCAACGUCAUCUCCAAGCUCACCCUGCUCACCCUGCACUUCCCCAAGCUCAGGCUGUUGUGGUCUCGGAGCCCACACGCCACCGCCGACCUGUUCGCGGUCCUCAAGUCCAACCAGGACGAGCCCGACCCCGCCGCGGCGGCGCUGGUGGGGGUCCCCCUGGGGCCGGACGGGGUGCCGCUGCCGCCAUCGGAUGCGGAGGGCGGUGGUGGAGGAGGAGGUGCUGGGGGGUUGCGGGCAGAUUCCAACUAUCGUGCCAUUCUGGGCCAUGUCUCCAGCCUGGCGGAGCUGGCGGCCCUGCCCCUGGAGCGACUGGAAGUCAUCAUGGCCAGCUCUAAGAACGCCCGCGCGUUGAGGGACUUCCUAGACGCGCCAUGUCCCCGGAUCUGAUCGUGUGGUUCGGCUGUAGAGGGCCGUGUCAGAGGGACGGCCGGGCGGUGCUAAAAACGCCUUUGGGGCUCCAACAGUAUGGAGCUCCCAGCGUACAUAUGACGUGAUACAAGGCUGCUGCGUACAUGCGUAUGUGUGUGGUGUCCAUUUAAAAGCCUCAAUAGGACUGUUGGGCAUUUUGAAGUUCCAUCUUUCAGCUUUGAAGCUAUAUAGUCGAUAUGUUCCUGCCACGCCGAAGCUGCACUUAUGUGUCGCCUUUUUGUACAGUAGCUGUGGAUCUGUCGUAUGUACCGACUGAUAGGAUAGGUUGUAGCUGAGAUUGUGUGUCUUGCCUGCUGCCUGCUGCGUGCGUGUGAGCAGCAGGCGUAUCAGACAUGGUAGGUUUCGAACGAAAUACCUUGCGAAUGCUUUAACGUUUUUUCAUCGCGGGGUGUACGGGCCCAGGCUGCAACCCGCGAAACACAG